This is a messenger RNA of Phyllostomus hastatus (greater spear-nosed bat), 2947 nucleotides long. It is a transcript of the gene SEPTIN11, whose product is annotated as septin 11. The record is from RefSeq and is a predicted model, not a curated record. Lineage: Eukaryota; Metazoa; Chordata; Mammalia; Chiroptera; Phyllostomidae. Gene Ontology annotation, molecular function: GTPase activity; molecular adaptor activity; GTP binding. Gene Ontology annotation, biological process: cytoskeleton-dependent cytokinesis. The transcript has 10 exons. Gene Ontology annotation, cellular component: septin ring; cell division site; microtubule cytoskeleton. Bases 154 to 1452 code for a protein of 432 amino acids.
GGGGGGAGCAGAUGCCGCCGGCAGCGCGCGGGAUCCGGGCGCCAGCAGAGCGCAGCCGCGAACGAGGCGCGGGGGAGGCGAGCGGGAGCCGGAGCAGCAGUCAGUGUUGGCGGAGAGCACCCGGGCGCAGUCGGAGCCAGAGAAGCAGCUGCGAUGGCCGUGGCCGUGGGGAGACCGUCUAAUGAAGAGCUUCGAAACUUGUCCCUUUCUGGCCAUGUUGGAUUUGACAGUCUUCCCGACCAGCUGGUCAACAAGUCUACUUCUCAAGGGUUCUGUUUCAACAUCCUGUGUGUCGGUGAGACGGGCAUCGGCAAGUCCACGCUAAUGGACACUUUAUUCAACACCAAAUUUGAAAGUGACCCAGCUACUCACAAUGAACCAGGAGUCCGGUUAAAAGCCAGAAGUUAUGAGCUUCAGGAAAGCAAUGUCCGGCUGAAAUUAACCAUCGUGGACACUGUGGGAUUUGGAGACCAGAUAAAUAAGGAUGACAGCUAUAAGCCAAUAGUGGAAUACAUUGAUGCCCAGUUUGAGGCCUACUUGCAAGAAGAACUGAAGAUCAAACGUUCUCUGUUCAACUACCACGACACCAGGAUCCACGCUUGCCUCUACUUCAUUGCCCCUACUGGACAUUCGCUGAAGUCCCUGGACCUGGUCACCAUGAAGAAGCUGGACAGUAAGGUGAACAUCAUUCCAAUAAUUGCAAAAGCUGACACCAUCGCCAAGAACGAAUUGCACAAAUUCAAGAGUAAGAUCAUGAGCGAGCUGGUCAGCAAUGGAGUCCAGAUAUAUCAGUUCCCCACAGAUGAAGAAACCGUGGCCGAGAUUAAUGCAACCAUGAGUGUGCACCUGCCAUUUGCAGUGGUCGGCAGCACUGAAGAGGUCAAGAUUGGCAACAAGAUGGCCAAGGCCCGGCAGUACCCGUGGGGUGUGGUGCAGGUUGAGAAUGAAAACCAUUGUGAUUUUGUGAAACUUCGGGAGAUGCUGAUCCGCGUGAACAUGGAAGAUUUGCGGGAACAGACCCACACUCGCCAUUAUGAAUUGUAUCGGCGCUGUAAGCUCGAGGAGAUGGGGUUCAAGGACACUGACCCUGACAGCAAGCCCUUCAGCCUUCAGGAGACAUAUGAAGCAAAAAGGAAUGAAUUUCUGGGAGAACUUCAGAAGAAAGAAGAAGAAAUGAGACAAAUGUUUGUUAUGAGAGUGAAGGAAAAAGAAGCUGAACUUAAAGAGGCAGAGAAAGAGCUCCACGAGAAGUUUGACCUCCUAAAGCGGACACACCAAGAAGAGAAGAAGAAAGUGGAAGACAAGAAGAAGGAGCUGGAGGAGGAGGUGAACAAUUUCCAGAAGAAGAAAGCAGCUGCUCAGUUGCUACAGACCCAGGCCCAGCAGUCUGGGGCCCAGCAAACCAAGAAAGACAAGGAUAAGAAAAAUAGUCCUUGGCUCUGCACGGAAUAAAUGAUACCCUCAAAUCUAAUUGGAUGUGCUUUCGCCUUUGCAUGUAAGUACGGUAGUAAGAAACCUUUGAGAUUUUUCUGACUUUAAAAUAAGAGAAACAUAUGGGAUAGAUGGAUUUUUUUUUCUUUUUAGAAUGGGGUAGGGAGGUAAUGGUUUGAGUAUCUUUUGGUUUAAAAAGAAAAACUAAAUAUAUUUAAAGUGGCCACAUUUAUACAUUUAUAUCCUUUCCACAAGAAACACAUAAAUUCAGCAUUUCCUUGAUAUCAGUAUGGAAGUCAGAAAUCACUGGUCCCAGUCUGUGUCAUAUACACAGUAUCGUGAGUGUCACUGGAUACUACAGAGGGUCUUUGGUUCUGACUAUGCAAAUAAAGCUGGAAUGAGGAAUGGAGAAAAUGGAGAAGAAAAGAUGUUUAUGCUAGGCUACCCCUGUGACCGCUUCAUUUUUUGUGAUCUUGCUUCAGUGGCCUUGUCCUUGUGCUGACUGCCAGCAGUGAUCACCUUUUUUUUAAAAGCCAGACAGCUCUAAAAAUCUUUUGUUCAACCAUAGUGGCCCACUUUUUGCUUCUCCUGGACUUAAAAUACAUGUAAUAGGUGUACGUGCAGAAGGGUAUGAUGGAGAGACAUUUAUGAGAAUUUAUUGGAAGUUCAGAAGUUACGUUUUCCAACUUGGGCUCUUUAUUAGCGGGUCACGGUUUUGUCCAGAAAGGGCAUCUUAGCCAGGGGUACAUUUAACAUAAAGCUGGGCACAGGUUACUUAUCUUCCUUCUCUGCUUUGUAAUCUCACCAGCAAUAAAAAUAACUUAUUCUUCAUAUCUUGUGCACCUCAAACAAAUCGACUUGGUUUCCUCACUUGCUUGACAUAUCCGUAAGUGUUUCACAUACAAACCGUUCAGUCAGGUUUCCGGCUGUCACCAACCCAUGCCGUACUGUCUCCGUGUGGUCCAACCAGAACGUCCAUUCAGACCCCUUCACUCUUCCAUUUGCAAGUGUUUGAAAUUGUCAAGUCUUGGUUCCAUUGACAGAAUACAUAUGUGAUGACUCUUUAGUGGAAAUGACCUACAAAGUCUAGAUUGUAUGUAGGUAUGAAGGCAAUUUUUUUUUAAUAAAUUGAAAAUUAAGCUGUGAACAGCAUUAGAACUUUGUCUAUUUCUUAAUUUUAAAAUAUGCUGAUAUGCCUUAAACUGUAGCUGUAGAUCACUGUCAUUUUGCUGUUUGAAAAUAACCAAUGUGUUUCUAAAACUGUUGUGUAAUCUACUUUGUGUUAAUGCAAAAUUGUCAUAUAUGUAAGCUGCAUGUUAGACUUGUCUUUUCUUAAAAAACUAAAAUAAUUGUACUGAUGCAAAGCAUAUCAUUUUUUUCAAGUAUGAAAGUAUCACUUAGCAAACAUGUUCAGUAAUUUGGGGUCUGUUAAGGUAGGAGACUGAUGGACAGGUAAUCUAUGCAUAAUUCACUAGUGCCAAGACAUAAGUGGGGGGAAAUAUAUUUUUUACCCAAA